Messenger RNA from Lemur catta (Ring-tailed lemur), 2034 nucleotides. RefSeq names its product IQ motif containing K (gene IQCK). The coding region runs from base 10 to 870 and encodes 286 amino acids. NCBI's taxonomy places the organism in Eukaryota, Metazoa, Chordata, Mammalia, Primates, Lemuridae. The transcript is spliced from 9 exons. Gene Ontology annotation, molecular function: protein binding. The record is from RefSeq and is a predicted model, not a curated record.
ACCGCGGCCAUGGCGGCGCCGCCGCGGAUCUCCAGCCGUACCGCCCAGCGCGAGGAGCCAAGCUGGUCCGCAACCUCGUCGAUCACCCGCACGUCGGUGCGCACCGCGUCCUCCGGGUCCCCGGAGCUGACUGUCCUGCCGGGGCAGGUCGCCGAGCCGCCGGGCAAGAGCCUGUGGGAGCAGAUCUGCGAGGAGUAUGAAGAUGAGCAGCCUCCCUUUCCAGAAGGAUACAAAGGCAAACAAGAAGCCGUGAUGACUGUUUCACCAUUGGAGGAGAUGCUGUCCCAUGGCUUCAGUACAGAGCACUGUUUCCCAGUUCCGCAUUUCCCUGUGACCUCAUAUAAACCCUGCCCUGAAGAAAAAGUGGAGACAGUCGAUCCAAAAACAUGUUCCCCCAAAGAAUAUCUGGAAACUUUCAUCUUUCCAAUUCUGCUUCCCGGAAUGGCCAGCCUGCUUCACCAGGCAAAGAAAGAAAAAUGUUUUGAGAGGAAAAGAACCAAAUUCAUUGCCUGUGAUUUUCUGACCGAGUGGUUAUACAACCAAAAUCCAAAGAGGAUAGGGGAGCCGUUCACAGAAUUCUUCUCCAUUCCGUUCGUGAAGGAGUGGCUUAAGGAUCACCCGAGGCCACCAAUCCCACUCUCCCUCCUGCUGACAGAAGAGGAAGCAGCUCUCCUCAUUCAAUCCUUCUGGAGAGCCUAUUUGGUUCGCUGUGAUCCUGAGAUUCAAGAAUUGCGUCAGUGGCAGAAGAAACUGAGCGAGGACAAGCACAUUCGCCACCAAGUCCGAAUUUUCUGGACUAAACAAGAACAAAAAGUGAAAUGCAAAAUGGAGGAUGAUGAGAUGCCUGCAGCCAAGAUGCCAUCACUUUAACCGCAGUUGGUAGCUUUUCCUGUCCAAGGAAAAUGCCCAAAUUAUGCUUCCUCUACUGUGAUUUCUUUAACAACAAGACUUGGUACACGUGAAAACGGAACUUUUUUCCACACAAGAUAGGAUUUGUUGCAAAUAUGCUUUAGUGCAAAUAGUUUAUAAAAGAAAACACCAGUCCUGACUUUCUGCAGUAUCCCAAAAUUUUAUUUUUUCGUCCAGAUGUUUCUUCAGUGCUUCCGGAGUAUCCGUCUACGUCAACUGCUGUUAAAACGUGCAAUGAACUCUAGUCCCGAGAGAUGUUGGAGUGCCCUUGUUACCGGUUUUCCCACUUUUGGCUGCUUUUGCAGAGAUCCAUGUUCUGAUUUAAGUCCUAAACGUCUGACCUGGGUUUUAAGCUUACCUGGUGACCACUCUUUUUAUAAAAAAGACAUCAUUGCUUGUGAUCAUUUCCAAAGGAGACCAGAACUUUGACUUUCAUUGCAAACCCAACAAGAUGAGGCAUUGAAACGCAGACAACAGUAACAAAAGGGUGUUUGUUGUCUAGGCCCAGAGUAUUAUAGAAAGUUCAGCUUUUAUGGGUAAAUUAACUUAUUACCCUCAUUUAUCUCGUGGUUUGCCAUUAACCCGGAUUCUCCCACUCAGAAUGUCACAGCUUCAGCCUCAGGGCAGAUCUGAAAGCCUAACAGUUGUACUGUGUUGUGUUGACAAGCUACCACACAUCUUAAGUAAAUAGUAAAGCCUUUAUUUUUGUGUUAAGAACAGCAUCUUGAAAAUAAAACCUAUCUGCCCAUGCUUUACAACCUUUUAAAUUUGUAGUAUUUAUAUAGUCAUUUACGGUACACGUUGAUUGUCUUGAAAUUUCUUUAACGAUUUUUUUUUAUAUAAGUAUGCAACAGUCAGCCAGGGGAAGAUAAAGGUACAUUAUAAAACACACAUUAAUGCAUUUAAUAAAUAUAUAUUAUCUAUCAAAAAUGAGCCUUAGCUCUUCAUUAAUUAAUAAAAAGCACCUGCCGAGAACUCCUGUCAGCUGGUAGAAUCACUGCAUCAUUGGAUUACAAAAGCCACAAUGCUCCCUUUCCGUGUGGGGUUCGUCAGCCUUGGCCAACCAAGAACACCACCCCCAGUUCACACCUGUUCAAUGGGCCCUGACGACAUCUAUGCUAAAAA